Messenger RNA from Schistocerca gregaria, 1083 nucleotides. RefSeq names its product piggyBac transposable element-derived protein 3-like. The coding region runs from base 1 to 1083 and encodes 360 amino acids. NCBI's taxonomy places the organism in Eukaryota, Metazoa, Arthropoda, Insecta, Orthoptera, Acrididae. The transcript is spliced from 3 exons. The record is from RefSeq and is a predicted model, not a curated record.
AUGCUUGUAAUGUGUUACAAUACAGUGCCCUCAUUUUCGGACUAUUGGUCACACAAUACUUCAACGGGAAAUGUUGCUAUAAAAAGAGCAAUUUCGAGAGAUAGGUGCAAAGGGUUACUUUCUAAACUGUACUUCAAAUUUCCUGAGAAACCAGACACAGCUGGUAAGCUUUACUACCUAGAGCCAAUAGUCGCUUGUCUGAAAAACACUUUUCAGAAAGCGAGGUCGAAAAGUACAGCACAGGGCAUUGAUGAGUCUAUGGUAAAGUUCAAAGGAAGAUCAGCCUUGAACCAAUACCUUCCUAUCAAGCCAGUGGAGCGCAGGAUAAAGAUAUGGAUGAGGAGUGCUUCUGUAACAGGCUACACAUAUGACUUCAAUAUAUAUUGUGGAAAGGAUCCAAAUAAUCAGGAUCGCACAUUGGGUGAGCGUGUAGUUCUGCAGCUCUCAAAAACAAUUAGAGACAUUAAUGUAAUGUUGUCAUUUGAUAGAUUUCUUACAUCAAUUCGUUUGAUGGAUACCUUGUCGUUUGCAGCUGUUGGUACAUGUAUGGCUAACAGGAAAAAUGAGACAAAGUCAACAAAGAAACUUGCUGGGGGGGAAUGUGAGUUCCUUUGCAAUUCGUCUGGUACGUUGGUGGUGGUAAAAGCAAAAGAUGGAUCUAAAUUGGUUGUAGACUGUCCAGUGGCACUGAAAACUUAUAACGACUAUAUUGGUGGCGUGGACUUGGCUGAUCGGAUGAGUACACUUGUUGUAAAUGCCUGGAUUUUACAAAAGGAAAUUCAACACAAGACAGUGCCACUAAAACAUUUUCUAGUCAACCUAGCAGAGCAGAUGAUUGGCAAGGGACAAAAGACUGCCAAUGUACAGCGGAAAUCCUCAACUGGGCGCCCUUCUAAGAGAACAAGAGUUAUGCGGAAUGUGGGGCUACACCGCCCUGAAGAAGGACCUACAAGUAGAAGGUGUGUUUUGUGUUCCAGCAAGAGCAAAAUCUAUAUGCAAAAUGUGCCAGCAUCCAUUAUGCAAAAAGUGCUUUGCAACAUUUCAUACGUAAUUAUAAUAAAUCAGACAUGUGUAAUUCUUUGA